Molecule: messenger RNA, 1698 nt
Organism: Chenopodium quinoa (quinoa)
Lineage: Eukaryota; Viridiplantae; Streptophyta; Magnoliopsida; Caryophyllales; Amaranthaceae
Product: ATP-citrate synthase alpha chain protein 1-like
Exons: 13
Coding region: 174-1445 (423 amino acids)
Biological process (GO): tricarboxylic acid cycle; succinyl-CoA metabolic process
Cellular component (GO): succinate-CoA ligase complex
Molecular function (GO): succinate-CoA ligase (ADP-forming) activity
Source: RefSeq, a predicted model, not a curated record
AAGGAAAAAAAAAAAAAUAAUAAUUUCCAGUAAAAUUAGUCAAUUUUAUGCAGUUAUAAAUAAGUUUCAGGCUUCAGCCAUUGUUUGUGAGUUCUCCCAUUAAAUCUCCCAGAUUCACAUUUUCUCUCUCUUCAGCUACCUGAUUUUGAUUUUACGGUUUAACAAAGGGGAAAAUGGCAAGGAAGAAGAUCAGAGAGUACGAUUCAAAGAGGUUGAUUAAGGAGCAUUUUAAGAGAAUUUCUGGUUCUGAACUACCCAUUAGAUCAGCUCAAAUUACAGAGUCAACCGACCUGAAUGAACUUGUUCAGAAUGAGCCAUGGCUAUCAUCUGAAAAGUUGGUUGUGAAGCCUGACAUGUUGUUUGGGAAGCGUGGCAAAAGUGGUUUAGUUGCCCUCAAUCUGGACUUUUCCCAGGUUACUGCUUUCGUAAAAGAACGUCUUGGCAAAGAGGUGGAGAUGGGUGGAUGUAAAGGACCUAUUACUACUUUCAUUGUCGAGCCUUUCAUUCCACACAAUGAAGAGUUUUAUCUUAACAUUGUCUCAGAAAGACUGGGGAACAGUAUAAGCUUCUCAGAGUGUGGUGGAAUUGAGAUUGAAGAGAACUGGGAUAAGGUAAAAACAAUCUUUGUUCCCACUGGUGUUUCUCUUACUUCUGAAGUCUGUGCUCCUCUGGUUGCUACUUUACCUUUGGAGUUCAAAAGUGUUAUUGAGGAGUUUAUCAAAGUCACUUUUUCCCUGUUUUUAGAUCUGGAUUUCACUUUCCUAGAAAUGAAUCCUUUCACAUUAGUCAAUGGGAGCCCCUAUCCUUUGGACAUGAGAGGCGAGCUAGAUGAUACUGCUACCUUCAAGAAUUUCAAGAAGUGGGGUAAUAUCGAAUUUCCAUUGCCAUUUGGAAGAGUUAUGAGCCCAACAGAGAGCUUUGUUCAUGGUCUAGAUGAAAAGACAAGUGCGUCCUUGAAAUUCACAGUUUUGAACCCUAAGGGAAGGAUUUGGACCAUGGUGGCUGGAGGAGGAGCCAGUGUGAUCUACGCAGAUACUGUUGGGGAUCUUGGCUAUGCAUUUGAGCUUGGGAACUAUGCUGAAUAUAGUGGUGCUCCUAAUGAAGAUGAGGUCUUACAGUAUGCCAGAGUAGUAAUUGAUUGUGCUACUGCAGAUCCUGAUGGUCGCAAGAGAGCCCUCGUAGUUGGUGGAGGUAUUGCUAAUUUUACUGAUGUUGCUGCUACCUUCAAUGGAAUAAUCAGAGCUCUGAAGGAGAAGGAAUCAAAGCUUAAAGCCGCAAGAAUGCACAUUUAUGUGAGGAGAGGAGGUCCAAAUUACCAGAAGGGUUUGGCUAAAAUGCGGCUGCUUGGAAAAGAGAUUGGAAUUCCUAUUGAGGUGUGCGGGCCUGAGGCAACAAUGACCGGAAUAUGCAAGCAGGCCAUUGAAUGUAUUAGUGCUGCUGCUUAAUCGGGUCUCAGAAAUUCUAAUUUGUCAGUACUUGCCUCUACAGUGCUAGUUUAUAGCUGAUAUAGAUUUAGCACAAAUUUGAUGAUGUUUUAUAGAUUUGUUGUGUGCUCUAGAGCAGAUGCAUUUGUUAGCACAGAAUGAAGUUCCUUUUUCUGUUGUUGAUACUGAUAAACAGUGUAUAAUACCUUGAAUAAAGUCAUUAGUUUCAUUCAAGGAUUAUGAUAAUGAAAUGUGAUAAAUUCCUUGACCUAUA